UUGCCUUUCAUUAUGACUGUUGCUGAAUGUAGACCAAAAAACUAAAGCCAACACUAAAUCAAUUCCUCCAAGUUCGCCGACAAGAGCAGCCGGCGCGGCGUUAAUUGCUUAAACACCACCCAAAAAACGAGGACAAAAAGCAACACACGCGGUAAUCAUUAGGGGAAACCUGCAAAUCAUCGAUACUUCUUCAACUAACUUCGACUCUUUGGUAUAAAAAGUCAUUCUUUGACUGCUAUUCAAUCAGAAACUUGGCGAACAGGAUGAAGUGGCAAAUCGCAUUUGUACUUUUAGUUUUAUCAAUUUUAAAACCGACAAUUGCAGCUAUUAACAGCUCAUUUGUAAUCAGUGUCAUUGAAAAACUGUACGAUGUUUAUCCCGUAAAAAUAGUUCCAUUUUUCUGGAGUCGUUUCAUCGAAACCGAGGAUAGUUUGUUAGUGAAUCUCUCUCAGGAACUAACCCAGAAAUAUCAAAUUCCCCAAAUGCACUUUACGAAAUAUUCAAAUCAGGAGCUGAGAUAUCUGCUAAAUGCUAAUUCAACACUUUCCAUUGUUCUAACGGAUCACUUGUCAAGGGAAAUUCUUAAAAUAGUCUCAGCUCGGCUACAAGGAAUGCAUUUGGCUAAAUUGUUGGUUGUAAUAGAGGAACCGGUUGUUCUUGAGCAAUUGAGAUACUUGCUGAAUUGGCUCUGGAAGAAACAAUUCAUAAAUGUCUUGGUGCUGUAUCAGGACAUUGUCAGCAAACAAAAUCAAAUCUUUGGUCUUAAUAUUUAUCCAAUACUUCAUUGGACCAAUAAAACAGAUGUUUCUGAUUCAACUAAGCUCUUUAUGGAAAAUACCAAGGACAUGAAACAGUAUCUAAUUGAAAUUUACUACAUGGAAGAUGUUCCGAGGGUUUUUAUCCUCAAGAAUCACGGAAAGAACAGAAUCGUUGGGCGCCAUGCAAAUAUCAUACAAUUAUUCGCCAAACACAUGAACAUAAAGAUUGUCUAUAAUUUUCAACCGAAUUCGGAUGAGGAGAAAAUUCUCAGAGAAUUCCGUAAUGAAAACAGGGAGCUUAGUGUCAAUUCGUAUGCAAUGUUCGAUUUGGAUCAUAUUGGACGCAGUUAUCCUUUGGACAUGGUUAGUUGGUGUAUCAUGGUGCCGUUGCGUAGCGAGGUGCCAAAAAGUGACUAUGUUAUCAUAAGUUUCGAUAGAGCCACUUGGAUUGCAGCUGGGCUAAGUGUUAUUUAUAUAGCUCUGUUGUUGCGAUUUAUUGAUCCGCAAUCUUCGGAGACCACGAGGAAGAACUUUUUCCUUCGGAGUUUGACAAUUUUAAUGUACAGUCCGAAUAUGGAGGGACCGAUAACGAUGCCAACUGUGAGGCAGUUUGUGUUUUUUGCUCAGGUCUUUCUUCUGGGAUUCAUAUUGUCUUGCAUUUAUUCUACAUAUUUGACAAGUUUCUGUACGAAUAUGGUGUUCCAACCCCCGAUUGAUAGUGUGGAAGAUUUAGUGAAGGAGAAUCUACGAGUGAUGGUUAUAGACUACGAGCUCGAGGCGAUUCGUACGCGAGCUAGUUGUACUUAUGGCGAGACAUUUUUAAAGCUUCUCUAUCCAGUUUCAUAUCAUGAGGUUAAUCAUAGGAGGCUUGAUUUCGAUGAUGAAUACGCAUACACAAUUCGUGAAGACCGGUGGGAUUUUAUCGACAAGCAACAGAGAGGUUUGAAAAAGGUUUUCUUUCGUCUUUCGAAUAUAUGUUUUGGUAGUCAUUUUACUAUGUUUCCAUUGCAAAUUGAUUCGCAUCUUCGUCCUCAUCUGGACCAGUUUAUUUUGCUAACGCAACAAGCUGGUUUGAAUUUAUUUUGGGAUGAGGAGGCAUUUCGAAUGGCGGUUGCAAUGAGAUUAUCAAAAGUUCUAGUUGAACAGACAGUUGUGGUGCAACCAUUGCAAUUGGAUUAUUUUAAACAUGUGUAUGCUGGAUUUUGGUCAUUGAUUGAGCUUUAGAACGAGCUAAGAUGUUGGAGGAAUAUGUACAAGGAAGUAAUAGAACGAAGGAUAAUGUAAUAA
Molecule: messenger RNA, 2045 nt
Organism: Episyrphus balteatus (marmalade hoverfly)
Lineage: Eukaryota; Metazoa; Arthropoda; Insecta; Diptera; Syrphidae
Exons: 2
Coding region: 264-1982 (572 amino acids)
Source: RefSeq, a predicted model, not a curated record